Prinia subflava (tawny-flanked prinia) is the source of this 828-nucleotide messenger RNA. It is a transcript of the gene CAMP, whose product is annotated as cathelicidin antimicrobial peptide. Lineage: Eukaryota; Metazoa; Chordata; Aves; Passeriformes; Cisticolidae. The coding region runs from base 79 to 801 and encodes 240 amino acids. Gene Ontology annotation, biological process: defense response to Gram-negative bacterium; innate immune response; antimicrobial humoral immune response mediated by antimicrobial peptide. Gene Ontology annotation, cellular component: extracellular region. Gene Ontology annotation, molecular function: lipopolysaccharide binding. The record is from RefSeq and is a predicted model, not a curated record. The transcript has 4 exons.
UAAAGAGAUUUCGGCUCGGACGUGUGCCUGUGUGGGGGUUUGGGGGGCCCGGGGGCGCCCCGGCCUUGGGCAACAGCGAUGGGGCAAGUUCGGGGUUGUGCAACCUGGCACGGGCAGCGUGCCACCACCGGGGACCCCGCGGGGUUCAGAUGCCACCGCCCCCCCACGGGGACGCGCGGGGACCCCCCCGCACCUCGUGUCCCCCCCAAAGCGGCGCCUGCUCUGCGGGUUGGGGCCGGGCGUGUCCCAAGGGGGAGCCCCGGGGCGGGUCCCCAACUUCCCGCGGGGGAUAAAAGGGACGCGGGGGUGGCCGUGGGGACAGCGAUGCCGAGCUCGUGGGUGCUGGUGCUGGCCGUGCUGGGGGGGGCCUGCGCCCUCCCCGCCCCGGCGCCCCUCGCCUACACCCAGGCGCUGGCUCAGGCCGUGGACUCGUACAACCAGCGGCCCGAGGUGCAGAACGCCUUCAGGCUGCUCAGCGCCGAGCCCGAGCCCGCCCCGGGCGUGGAGCUGAGCUCGCUGCAGGGACUCAACUUCACCAUGAUGGAGACGGACUGUGCCGCCAGCGCCCGCACCAACCCCGACGACUGCGACUUCAAGGAGAACGGGGUCAUCAAGGAGUGCUCGGGGCCGGUGCAGCUCCUGCAGAGCUCCCCCGAGAUCGACCUGCGCUGCUCCGACGCCUCCUCCGACCCGGUUCUGAUCCAGCGCGGCCGCUUCGGGCGCUUCCUGGGCAGGAUCCGGCGCUUCCGGCCCAGGGUCAAGUUCAACGUGCACGUGAGGGGCUCCGUGGGCCUGGGCUGAGCAAUAAAGGGGCCACGGGGUGGCCGU